AUGACGAAGUGCCGCCUCAGAUCUCUCUGGUCCAGAAUAUUUUGCUCCCGAAGCCAUCGGAUAGCGCAAGCCGCCAGGCUAGAAAACUCCAAGCAAGCUGAAAAUGAGAACGACGCUGCCUUUCCUGACCCGGCUGCAGACAGUGGCGUCGUCCGCGGCACGACGAAGCGCAGCCCGGAAGUGCUAGAGCAUUACUUGAAAAUGCUCGACGGGGAAAUCGCGAUGGAGACAUUGAACAUGAAGCGCCGGGAGAGCAUGGAGUUGUGCAGGGUCUUCAUCAGAAAGCACGGCUAUCCAGAUGACCACUUUUUCAUAUGGGCGAUGCACGGGGUUGUCAAAGUCUUGACAGAAAGGGAAUUCCGAGAGCUUCCUCGCUCGUCAACUCCCAGAAAAGACUCAUUUUUUGUUAGCUCCCCCGAGUCCGAGCCGUAUGAACUUGUACUUGAAUGCGUCGUCUUAGUCUAG
This is a messenger RNA of Diaporthe amygdali, 465 nucleotides long. RefSeq lists its product as uncharacterized. The transcript has 2 exons. The record is from RefSeq and is a predicted model, not a curated record. NCBI's taxonomy places the organism in Eukaryota, Fungi, Ascomycota, Sordariomycetes, Diaporthales, Diaporthaceae. The coding region runs from base 1 to 465 and encodes 154 amino acids.